Molecule: messenger RNA, 2725 nt
Organism: Syngnathus typhle (broad-nosed pipefish)
Lineage: Eukaryota; Metazoa; Chordata; Actinopteri; Syngnathiformes; Syngnathidae
Gene: npy4r
Product: neuropeptide Y receptor Y4
Exons: 1
Coding region: 67-1338 (423 amino acids)
Biological process (GO): G protein-coupled receptor signaling pathway
Cellular component (GO): plasma membrane; neuron projection
Molecular function (GO): neuropeptide binding; neuropeptide Y receptor activity
Source: RefSeq, a predicted model, not a curated record
UAACCUGCUAAGGGUUGAGAUGGACGUCUUCAACCUGGGGUUUGGUGACCCUUAAGUGCUGGCGAUAUGUCCUUCAGUGGUGAGGAGAGCCAGCCCCCUCCUUCUGCGCCUCCCCUCAACCGCACGUCUUCUUCGCGGCCGCUGCCAUGGGAGGAGGCUCGCUCGAACGAGACUUUGCUCCCAGACCUGUCUGGUCUGGGCCACGACGAGCAAUGUCACACGCCUCCCAUCCUCACGGCGUUUCUGGUGGUGUGGUACAGCAUCACAAUGGUGCUGGGCCUGGUGGGCAACGUCGGCCUUAUCUGCAUAAUUACUCGGUGCCGGGAGAAAGCCAACGUCACCAGCAUUUUCAUCUGUAAUCUGUCAUUCUCUGACAUUCUGGUGUGUGUCUUCUGCCUCCCUUUCACACUCAUCUACACGCUCAUGGACCACUGGGUGUUUGGGUCACUGCUAUGUCGGCUGGUGCCUUUUAUUCAAUGCAUGUCGGUGACCGUUUCCAUCCUCUCCCUUGUUUUUAUUGCCCUGGAGAGACACCAGCUCAUCAUUAAUCCGGCCGGCUGGAAACCCAGUAUCCCCCAAGCCUACACAGCCGUUGUCAUCAUCUGGAUUCUAGCCUGCUUCACCUCCUCGCCUUUCCUGGCCUUUCAGUUGCUCACGAACGAGCCCUACGCUAACGUGAUCUUGCCUCAGUCUGCUCUCUUUCACGAAACGCCACCCCCGCAUUACGUCUCGCCUGCUAACUCGUCCGUGCUUCCGAAUUCUCUCAAUUUUCACAACCUUUACGCGUCCUCGCACAUGGAGGCCUGUCUGGAGCGUUGGCCCUCCCAGCAUCACCGGCUGACCUACACCACGUGGCUGUUGCUUUUCCAGUACUGCGGCCCCCUCAUUCUUGUCCUGUUGUGUUACGUCCGAGUAAUUGUGCGCCUACGUCACCGCAAAGACAUGCUGGACCGUGCCAGGAAGCCCGAGAACCAGCGCAUGACUCACAGCCGUCGCAUCAACAUCAUGCUGGUGGCCCUGAUCACGGCCUUCGCCCUAUGCUGGCUUCCGCUCACCAUCUUCAACGCCGUGUCCGACUGGAACCAGGAUGUGCUGCCCGUGUGCCACCACAACUUGCUCUUCUCACUCUGCCACCUCCUAGCCAUGUCGUCCACCUGCAUCAACCCCAUCAUCUACGGAUUCCUUAACUCCAACUUCAGGCAGGAGGUGAGGGAAGUGCUCCAGUACUGCUGCUGUCGCCCUCUACAGGAGGAGUGUGAGCGCUUCCCCAUGUCCACCGUUCACAUGGAGGUGUCUCGCACCUCGGUUCCACUCACCUGCAGGAGUAACUCUGCUUGAGAGUUGAGAUGAUUGUAAUUUUACAACUUUCAUUUUUUUUCCCAUGAAGUACAGUGUACUCUUUUAUGUCUGUGGACAACAUACAGCCCAACAAGCAUUGACAUUAAUUAUCGAGAGUCACAUAUUUCUUUCGUUGAUCUAGCCCAGAAGUCGCAAACCAGACGUCGCCAACCAGAGGUCGAGCUACUUGGUAAAUGUGGUAUCCAUAAAUCCCUCCACAAUUUAUUUAUAUUAAUUCUAUAUUUAAAAAGCAAAAUCUCAAUUGGUCUGACUUUAAUAUUUCUUUUUUAUUUGUUUUGUUACAUUUAAUAAUAUGUCAAUGGAUUUAUUGAAAACAAAACAGCCGAAUAGUGAUUUUUGUUUACAUAUAUAUUGGAUAUGGGUGAUAGGGAGCAAGUUGCCCCAUAAACACAGGUCACAUAUGAGAGUCUUGAUACUAAAUUGACAUCUAGGGGAGGAAACUUUUGAUUGACAGUAGUAUUAUGGUUAUGGAUGUGGUGUACUAUGUUGGUCUUCUUAAGUUCAUCACAUUGUAUAACAGCUGGAAGAACGCACAAAUAAUGUUUUUUCUUGUCACCCUUUAAAAAUUGGUAAAGAGACUAAAAAGCAGUAUGUGUUUAUCUUGCUUAGAGGGGAAGUGAAGUCAAAUCUAAACUUUAUAAUUAAUAUGUUCUAUGCGCAAGAGCAUUCCAACCGGACGCCUUGCAUUUCUAAAAACAUUAGAGUACAGAUUGCAGUGUCCCAAAGGGUUUCAUUAAGCCAACACAAGUUGCACUGUGCACCUUAAAAAAAAGUGUAUAGGUUUUUGCUUAGCAGUCGUUGUCAAAAUGAAUAAUUCCAAAUGUAUAUACAGCGUGACAUUGCUUUAUAACAUCAAUAUGAAAGGAAAUUGAGAUUUAGUAUUAGAAUACGUGUCACUACUUAAAUCUUUUCACAAAAGCAGGGAUGGGGAGCCUGCAGCUUAUAUAUGAGCAAUUGAUUUGGUACAUCACACAAUUUCAAAAACUAAUCAAAAAAAAAAAAGACACAAACAAACCUAACACAAACUCACAAUUGUUCAUAUGAUUUGUUUGAAUGUUCUAGUAAAUGUGGCUUUUAAGGGCUUUGUAACAAUUGAAAUGGCCUCUAAAAAAGGAUACCCAACCCUGUUUUAAACGCUGCUUCUUUGUGCAUAAAUUACUGCAUGAGGUCCUUCAAAGGCAUGUAGCCUACAAUGAAAUAUCUCGGUAUUUAGCGCUAACGCGUCUUUUUAUUAUGAAAAUAUGAAGUACAUUUUUAAUAUGUAGUGAAUAUUUUCCUGUACGUUUAAUUAGUUUUGUAUAAGUCUCAUAUCUGUGCCGUGAAACUUUGUUAAAAGGAAAAACGAUGCAUGUUUUUGUGUGAUAUC